AUGGCGCCUUCAACGACCUGUGCUAAAUGUUUUAAGGAUUUGCAUAACAAAGACUUCUUGUGUUGUCAAACCUGUAAAUUAAAAUACGACCUCGACUGCGCGGAGGUCUCUCCUGGGCGGUUCGCUGAUAUGUAUGCAAGACAAAAAGUGGCGUUCAAGUGUCCUGCGUGCACACGAAAACUUCUUAAAUCGACAGGGUCAUUGCAAACGUCUAACUCAGAAGAUAGCGCCCACGAUCCGAGCUCUGAAGACUCGAGUCCGAAAACAUUCGUAGACAAUAUUACAUUGCGCCCGAAGGCCGCCGGUAAGCCCUACUCUAAAGCACCGAGCCAAACAGUGGUCACCGAAGAUAAGCUAAGGGAUAUUCUGCAACACGAAUUGUCAUCUAUUCUUACUGCGACGAUUAAGCAACUUGUAACGACUGAGAUCAGCAAUCUUUCAGAACAGUUUUCUAGUUUCCAGGAAUCGAUCUCUCUCUUGAAUCUGCAACUUAACGAAUUGAAGGCUUCAAAUGAUGAAAAAAACAUUAUUAUUGCAAAUUUAACAGCGGACAAUGAGAAGCUGAAGUCUUCGCAUGCAGACCUUCAAAAAAAACUGAGCUCUGUCGAACAACAUAUGCGUGCGAAUAAUAUUAUUAUCAAUGGUAUUCCGGAGACCAAAUCUGAAAAUUUGUUUGACACCGUGUGCAAAAUUGCCAAUUCUGUGGACUGUCCGCUUUUGCCCAACGACUUGCAUCACGUAACAAGAAUUUCGAAAAAUAAAGAAUCCUCGAGUAGACCUCGGUCAGUAGUAGUGAAGUUACAAAGCCCUCUUUUGCGCGACACCUUUAUUGCGGCUGUAAGCAAAUUUAAUAAAAAUAAUCCGCGUGACAAACUAAACUCGCGACAUCUUGGCAUUAGUGGAAUGAUAAAUCCUAUCUUCGUGUCUGAGCAUUUGACGCCUGAAAACAGUUCUCUUUACUCUGCUACUCGAAUUAAAGCGAAGGAAUGUCAAUAUAAGUUUGUAUGGAUCCGCAACGGGCGCGUUUUUGCAAGAAAGAAUGAAAACAGCAGAGCCCUGCUUAUCAGUGAUCGUGAAUCGUUAGAUAAGAUAGUUUAG
This is a messenger RNA of Leptosia nina, 1098 nucleotides long. The record is from the annotation of a GenBank genome assembly. NCBI's taxonomy places the organism in Eukaryota, Metazoa, Arthropoda, Insecta, Lepidoptera, Pieridae.